AUGCGAAAGUACGGCUUCCAUCUGGUUUACAUCGAGACCGUAGAGGAACAGGUUUUCAUCGAAGGUCGCAUAAGGGAGAACAACGUUGGAGAUUACUGGAUCGGACUAACGGUGGACUCCCGUGGCCAGGCAUGUCCGGAUGCAACAGAGGAAUAUGGGGAGUCGUGCUACUAUUUCAGUCCCUCUUCGACGACACGCCCUCAAGCGUUUUCAGACUGUUCCAGGCGAGACUUCCAUCUGGUUUACAUCGAGACCGCAGAGGAACAGGACUUCAUCGAACGUCGCAUGAGGGAGAACAACGUUGGGGAUUACUGGAUCGGACUAACGGUGGACUCCCGUGGCCAGGACUGUUCAACAAAGACCACAAUGGCAACAACUGAACUGGUGACGACAACAGCUAAACCUACAACACAACCAUCUACAACAACAGCUACAACAACUACACAAUCAACCACUACCAAAUCUACUACAACAACGAUGCCAACUACAAUGACAGCUCCAACAACUACACAACCAACAACCACUAAACCUACAACACGACAAUCUUCAACAACAGCUACAACAACUACACAACCAACCACUACGAAACCUACAACACAACCAUCUACAACAACAGUUACAACAACUACACAACCAACCACUACUAAACCUACGACAACAACGCAACCAUCUACAACAACAGCUACAACAGCAAUCAUCACGACAGCAUCUCCCAAAGCUCGCCAAAGGUCGAACAGGUAUAAGAUCAUCGCCCAGGAUAAAACUAUUAUGGAUUCGGCCGUGGUCAAGCGAGACUCCACGUCGACGUUGAUCGAGUGCGCGGCCCUGUGCACACCAACAUGCAAGGAAGAUCCUACAGGAGUGCAAUACAGAGGAGACUUAGCUCAGACAAUCAACGGUCGUACUUGUCAAGCGUGGACAUCUCAGGAACCCCAUGCACACUCUAGGACUCCAGCUAACUAUCCUAACGCGGGACUAGACGGCAACUUUUGCAGAAACCCCGAUAACUGGGACACUGCUUGGUGUUACACCACCGAUCCUGAGACAAGAUGGGAGCUUUGUGCUGUAGGUUUCCUUGACCCGAGAUGCCAAGAAACAACUCCGACUCCUACUACUAUGACCGUACCUACGACAGCGAUGCAGACAUCGGCUCCAGUCACAUGUGCUGGAUCUCCGUAUGCAACAGAACAAUAUGGGGAGUCUAGCUACUAUUUCAGUCCCUCUUCCACGACACGCCCUCAAGCGUUUUCAGAAUGUUCCAGGCGAGACUUCCAUCUGGUUUACAUCGAGACCGCAGAGGAACAGGACUUCAUCGAAGGUCGCAUGAGGGAGAACAACGUUGGAGAUUACUGGAUCGGACUAACGGUGGACUCUGAUGGCCAGGGUGUGUGGCUGGACGGGUCCAGUCUCACUUACGAUAACACAGAAAAUAAUUCUUACAACGAUGGAUCCGAGUGUUUCCACUGUUCAACAAAGACCACAGUGGCAACAACUGAACUGGUGACGACAACAGCUACAACAACAACACACCAACCAUCUACAACAACAGUUACAACAACUACAAAACCAACCACUACUAAACCUACAACACAACCAUCUACAACAACAGCUACAACAACUAAACAAUCAACCACUACCAAAUCUACUACAACAACGAUCCCAACUACAAUAACAGCUACAACAACUACACAACCAACAACCACUAAACCUACAACACGACAAUCUACAACAACAGCUACAACAACUACACAACCAACCACUACUAAACCUACAAUACCACCAUCUACAACAACAGUUACAACAACUACACAACCAACCACUACUAAACAUACGACAACAACGCAACCAUCUACAACAACAGCUACAACAACAAUCAUCACGACGGCAUCCCCCAAAGGCACACCAACAUGCCAGGAAGAUCCUACAGGAGUGCAAUACAGAGGAGACUUAGCUCAGACAAUCAACGGUCGUACUUGUCAAGCAUGGACCUCUCAGGAACCCCAUGCACACAGUAGGACUCCAGCUAACUAUCCUAACGCGGGACUAGACGGCAACUAUUGCAGAAACCCAGAUAAUGAAGACACUGCUUGGUGUUACACCACCAAUUCUAGGAUAAGAUGGGAGCUUUGUGCUGUAGGUUUCCUUGACCCGAGAUGCCAAGAAACAACUCCGAUUCCUACUACUAUGACCGUACCUACGACAGCGAUGCAGACAUCGGCUCCAGUCACAUGUGCUGCAUGUCCGUAUGACACAGAACGACAUGGGGAGUCAUGCUACUAUUUCAGUCCCUCUUCGACGACACGCCCUCAAGCGUAUUCCUUCUGUUCCAGAUACGGUUUCCAUCUGGUUUACAUCGAGACAGCAGAGGAACAGGACUUCAUCGCAGGUCGCAUGAAGGAGAACAACGUUGGAGAUUACUGGAUCGGACUAACGGUGGACUCUGAUGGCCAGGGUGUGUGGCUGGACGGGUCUAGUCUCACUUAUGAUAACACAGAAAACUGUUCAACAAAGACCACAAUGGCAACAACUGAACUGGUAACGACAACAGCUACAACAACAACACACCAACCAUCGACAAAAACACUUACGACAACUACAAACCCAACCACUACUAAACCUACAACACAACCAUCUACAACGACAACUACACAAUCAACCACUACCAAAUCUACUACAACAACGAUGCCAACUACAAUAACAGCGACGACAACUACACAACCAACCACUACUUUACCUACAACACAACCAUCUACAACAGCAGUUACAACAACUACACGAUCAACCACUACCAAUCCUACUGCAACAACAUCUACAUCAACAGCUACAACAACUACACAACCAUCAACCACUAAACCUACAACACGACAAUCAACAACAACAGCCACAACAACCACUAAACCUACAACACGACAAUCUACAAUAAUAGCUAAAACUACACAACCAACCACUACUAAACCUACAACACGGCCAUCUACAACAACAGCUACAACAACUACACAAUCAACCACUACCAAAUCUACUACAACAACGAUGCCAACUACAAUAACAGCUACAACAACUACACAACCAACCACUAAUAAACCUACAACACGACCAUCUACAACAAAAGUUACAACAACUACACGACCAACAACCACUAAACCUACAACACAACCAUCUACAACAACAGCUACAACAACUACACAACCAACCACUACUAAACCUACAACACAACAAUCUACAACAACAUCUGCAACUACUACCACCACGACGGCAUCCCCCAAAGCUCGCCAAAGGUCGAACCAGUAUAAAAUCAUCGCCCAGAAUAGAGCUAUUAUGGAUUCGUCCGUGGUCAAGCGAGACUCCAUGUCGACGUUGAUACGGUGUACGGCCCUGUGUUUGGCUACAGACUCCUGCUCGCGCUUUACCUUCAGUGCUGACAAUGGAGAUUGUCUACUAGGAGGCGUUGCACCAAACGAAGAGCAUGAUUUUGAGAUACGCCCUGGAGCCCAAACAUUUGAGGUCAUUUGA
Strongylocentrotus purpuratus (purple sea urchin) is the source of this 3510-nucleotide messenger RNA. Its product is annotated as mucin-2-like. Gene Ontology annotation, molecular function: signaling receptor binding; endopeptidase activity. Lineage: Eukaryota; Metazoa; Echinodermata; Echinoidea; Camarodonta; Strongylocentrotidae. Bases 1 to 3510 code for a protein of 1169 amino acids. The transcript is spliced from 14 exons. The record is from RefSeq and is a predicted model, not a curated record.